AUGGGUGGGGGGAACCAGGAGCCCAGCAUGUGGCAUUCCCUGCGCAGCAGCAGCCCCAGCAAGGAGCCCAGCAGAGGUGAUGCAGAGCGUUCAUCCACAUUGCAGCUGGGACGUAUCAUUCCCAGCGUGGGCAGAGAUGCACAUGCCGGCUCCGAUCCAGCUAGCCCCUCGCAGCGGGGCCGUGGAGACGCAAGCCGUAGCCCCCGGACACCAGCCUGGGAUGAACGACGCUUAUGGGAGAAGCCAAAACAGCCAAAAUUCUCUCGUGGAAAGUCUCCUGCAAGGGAAAAGGUUCCCAGAAAUAUUGCCCGGAAGCCUAGCAAGAAAGGCCGGCGGCUGGGCUCGGAUGGGGAUAGUGCGGACUCCUGGAGCGACAAGUUCACUUCUGAAGCAAGUGAUUUUUCCGAAGUGGACUCUGCGUGGCAGGAGGAUGGGGGGUUAUCACAGAAGACCAGGUGUAGGAUCGCUCUCCUGGGGCAGACAGGCGCUGGGAAAUCAUCCUUUGUCAAUGCCAUUAGAGGCCUGGGUGAUGAAGAGGAAGGUGCUGCUAAAACCGGGGUGGUGGAGACAACAAUGGUACCAACUUCUUACCGGCUUCCCAAACAGCCCAAUAUUACUAUAUGGGACCUGCCAGGGUUCGGGCCGACAAAGCGUCAAUCAGACACAGACCUUGAUCUCUUCAGCUUGAGCCAAUACGAUGCGUUCCUUAUCUUCUCCUCCCAUCACUUCACAGCCACCCAUGCUGGCUUGGCCCGGAAGAUCCAGCGAGCGGGGAAGGUGGUUUAUUUUGUGCGCUCCAAGGUGGACCAGGAGUUGCUUCCUGCCCGGAGGCAUCAGCCUUCUACCUAUAAUGAAGAGCGAAUUCUGCAGAAAAUCAGAGACACCUGCAUGACACACUUGCAGAGAGAAGGGGUGACUUCCCCGCAGGUUUUUCUCCUGUCUAGCUUUGAAUAUGGCCGGCACGACUUCCCUCUUCUAGAGGAAAUAUUACAGAGAGAAUUUGGGAGUCGUUUCCCUGGCUGAGCUCUUGUUCCCCAAAAAUCUUGCACAAGGAAAAAGCAGCCAGGCAGAGUCAGAAACCAGCCCUAACUUCAAGUUAUAAUACCGAAAAUAUUCAUAUAAAUCUCUAAAAGGACAUGGCAGAACUAGAGGGGGUUUAGAGAAGGACCAUGAGAAUGAUCAAGGGCCCGUACCCAGCUGACUUUAAUGUCGUUGCCCCUUUUGCCCCCACCCCCUUUCCCCUGGCUGCUGAGCUUCUGUCUUCCCUGUCCCCUAACACAAGAGCAAGGGGGCAUUUAAUAAAAGUGAAGGUUGGGAAUUCAAAUCGAAGAAAGGAGCUCCUUUUUCACACAGUGUGUGGAACUCACCACCCCACGAUGUCAUGAAGGCGAAGAGUUGAGCAAGGUUCAAAGAGGGGUUGGCCAUUUCUAUAGCUAACGAGAACAGCCAGAGCGAUCUUAGAAAAUGACAACACAAUGGUGUUGUUUGCAGCGUUGGUUCCAGGAUAUUAGCGAGACAAGGCGGGGAAGGGAAUAGCUUUUAUUGGACCCAUUUCUGUUGGGGAGAGAGACAAGCUUUGGAGCUUACACAGACAGGGGUGGCGAGUUGGAUGGGCCUGUGGUGCCCUUGCUCCACCAAUAUUCAGAGCACGGGGGCCCGGCUCCACCAAAGUUCAGGGCCAGGUCUCUCCCCCGGCCGUGCCGGCGGCUGCCCAUGCACGUCGCCCCUGGCGCGUCCCCUGAGCCUGCAUGCUGCCCCCGGCGCAGGGGGGCCCAGGUGGCUUCCUGCCCACCCGCUCCACUCCAGAUCCCUUUCCUGCGGCCCCUGGGCAGGGGGUGGGGGUAUGGUCUCUCCAUGCUGCCCCUGCGGCUACUGGGAGCUGUGGGGGUGGUGCCUGCAGGCAGCAGCGCAUGGAGACCCCCUGCGCCCCCCGGUCUAGGAACUGCUGCCGGAAGGGGGUGCGGGUCACUUACAGGAGCUGCCCCAGGUAAGCGCCUCACCCCUCACCCCCUCCCACACCCAAACUCCCUCCCAGAGCCUGACCCCUUUCCCCCCACACCCAAACUUCUCCCAGAGCCUGAUCCCUCACCCCUCCCGCACGCAAACUCCCUCCCAGAGCCUGACCCCUUUCCCCCCACACCCAAACUUCUCCCAGAGCCUGAUCCCUCACCCCUCCCGCACGCAAACUCCCUCCCAGAGCCUGACCCCUUUCCCCCCACACCCAAACUUCUCCCAGAGCCUGAUCCCUCACCCCCUCCCGCACGCAAACUCCCUCCCAGAGCCUGACCCCUUUCCCCCCACACCCAAACUUCUCCCAGAGCCUGAUCCCUCACCCCCUCCCGCACCCAAACUCCCUCCAAGAGCCUGCACCCUGCACACCCUCCCGCACCCCAAUCCCCUGCCCCAGCCUAGAGCCCACACCCUGCACCCAAACUCCCUCCCAGAGCCUUAAGCAGGGGGGACGGGGACUUGGACCUGUUCUGGGCACCACCAAAAAUUCUCCAACCUGCCCCCCUGUUAACACAGAGCUCUUCUUCAGGUCUGGGAAAGGUAUCAGAAUACCACAGCGAAAUACAAGCGGGGACAGAUCGUAUAGCAUAUUGAGCAAUAACAACUACAUGGGCGAACCGAGACAGUCACUGCGCUCUUUGGACGGAUACAAAACCACAAUGGCGUUUAUCCAAUGCAUCCCGCCAAAACACCAGAAACUUUUACUUGUACCCACCCCGAGUGGUAACGCUGACUGCAGGGGGGUGGUUUCUAAACCGCUCCGUCAUGGGGUGCAUUAAUUUCUCUGAGCAUGAGCUUUCGUGAGCUACAGCUCACUUCAUCAGAUGUAUACCGUGGUAUACGGUAAACAUCUGAUGAAGUGAGCUGUAGCUCACGAAAGCUCAUGCUCAAAUAAAUUGGUUAGUCUCUAAGGUGCCACAAGUACUCCUUUUCUUUUUGCGAAUACAGACUAACACGGCUGUUCCUCUGAAACCUGUCAUUAAUUUCUCUGUGUGGGCACGGCUGCUGCACACUAGAGGCCAUAGUUUUCUUUGCCAUAGUUUGAAACAGUCCUACAGUAAACGCGCACUGGGAAACGUUCCAGAGAGAGAUCGUUCAUUACAGGCAUGGAAGGAUUUGUUUUUAUUGGUAAAUGUCAGUAAGCAUCAAUUUCACCGGACAUCCACAAAACAUGGAGGAAAAAAUAUCUCCAUUGAUAAUAACUGAAACGUACAGAAAGGCAGAGUCAGAGAAACACUGCUUGAGAACUUAUCGAAGUUUGAUUGAAGACUAUUUACUUGGUGUAUUUUGACAUGGGAUAUUGACAAUUUGUGUUUUAAUGGUUAUAAAGCUUUUACUUUUUGAA
Caretta caretta (loggerhead turtle) is the source of this 3355-nucleotide messenger RNA. The record is from RefSeq and is a predicted model, not a curated record. NCBI's taxonomy places the organism in Eukaryota, Metazoa, Chordata, Testudines, Cheloniidae.